Lactuca virosa is the source of this 1741-nucleotide messenger RNA. The record is from the annotation of a GenBank genome assembly. NCBI's taxonomy places the organism in Eukaryota, Viridiplantae, Streptophyta, Magnoliopsida, Asterales, Asteraceae.
AUGGCUUCCAACAUCAUCUUUCGACGGUUCAAUUCGUUUCGUCAUUUUCAAGCUCGUCCUUUCUCAUCAGUUUUAAACCCUGAUUCCACCACUCCUCUCUCCAGCAAAGAGAAAUCACGCGCCGCUCUUUCUCUCCUCAAAACGGAGAAGAACCCGGAACGCAUCAUCGAUAUCUGCCGAGCAGCUUCACUCACACCGGAAUCACAUCUAGAUCGCAUAGCAUUUUCAAUCGCAAUUUCGAAGCUCGCGGAUUUGAAUUACUUGGAUGGUAUACGUGAUUUCAUCGAAGAGUUGCUUAAAACCCGACCGGAUUUGAACAACGAGAAGUUCAUCUCUCACGCGAUUGUCUAUUACGGUCAAGCUGGGUUGUUAGAUAAUGCAUUCCAACUGUUUGAUAAAAUGUCCCAGCUGGGUGUUGCUCAAAAUGCAAAAUCUUUAAAUGCGCUGCUGUUUUCUUGUAUGUUUGCCAAGAAAUACAAUGAGGUGAAACGUGUUUAUCUCGAGUUUCCAUUGAAAUACGGGGUGACGCCUAAUCUUGAUACAUACAACACUGUGAUCAAGUCCUUUUGUGAAUCAGGAUCAUCAAGCUCAUGUUAUUCAGUGAUUUCUGAGAUGGUUAGGAAGAACUGCAAACCAAAUGCAACCACAUUUGGUACUUUGAUUGCUGGAUUUUACAGGGAGGAGAAGCUUGAAGAGGUUGGAAAGGUGUUGGAGUUGAUGAGGAAACAUGAAGUUCCAAUAGGGAUCUCAACAUAUAACACCAGAAUUCAAAGCUUGUGUAAGCUCAAGAAAACAAAUGAAGCGAAAGAGUUGCUUGAUGGGCUUAUGUUGAGUGGAAUGAAACCAAAUUCUGUCACUUAUUGUCAUUUGAUUCAUGGAUAUUGCAAGGAGGGGAAGUUGGAUGAAGGCAAGAACUUGUUUCACAAGAUGAUUAACAGUGGCUUUAAACCUGAUAGUGAUUGUUAUUUUACACUGGUUAAUUAUUCGUGCAAAAAUGGUGAUUUUGAAGAAGCAUUGAAGGUUUGCAAACAGAGUAUGGAGAAAGAUUGGGUGCCGAAUUUUUCGACUAUGAAGAUGCUUGUUGAAGGGCUUGCAAAGAGUUCAAAAGUUAAUGAGGCAAAGGAGCUUGUUGAGAAGAUGAAGGAGAAGUUUCCAAAGAAUGCCUACAUCGAUUCCUCUUCUCCAGCAAGCAACAUCGACCUAUUUCUUCCUCUUCCAAUCGCCGGUCGAAGCUCCUUCCUCGUCUAUCAGGUAGCAGAGCAAUUGCUUACUCCUUGCCCUAAAUCCAUCUAUUUACUGUUGAAGAUGGAUUGGCAAGGACAGAAGGUAGCAGAGCAAUUGAUGCAGAUAUUGCUGGUGGUAUUUGCAGUUACAACAUUUAUAACAGGUUAUGUUGUGGGUUCAUUUCAACUGAUGUUGAUAGUGUAUGCUGGGGGGGUGAUUUUGACAACUUUGAUUACAAUUCCUAAUUGGCCCUUUUUUAACAAACAUCCUCUCAAGUGGUUGGAUCCAAGCGAAGCUGAAAAGCAUCCAAAACCACAGGUGGCUGUGACUUCGGUUUCAAAGAAGAAACCCAACAAGAAAUAGGCUAUGGCUAUUAUAUCAUAAUUGGGUCAUAUUGAAAUGAGAAUUGUGUUUUUUCGGAAUUUAUUAUGUUUUUAAUGUUUAUCUUGAUAAAUGAUAUAAGGCAAGAAGAUUGAAGAAAAAUAUUUUAAAUGAGUAGAGCAUUUGAAUUUGAUUA